Saccostrea cuccullata (small rock oyster) is the source of this 7454-nucleotide messenger RNA. RefSeq names its product protein eyes shut homolog. The transcript is spliced from 42 exons. Gene Ontology annotation, biological process: cell-matrix adhesion. The record is from RefSeq and is a predicted model, not a curated record. Gene Ontology annotation, molecular function: calcium ion binding; protein binding. Lineage: Eukaryota; Metazoa; Mollusca; Bivalvia; Ostreida; Ostreidae. The annotation marks the transcript as partial.
AUCUUUAUCCUCCUGGGAAAAUAGACCAAAGAUUAAGCAACUUUUCUGCAAGCCAUUUAUAUUUAAGAUGGGAGAGGUCUGGAGGAAACACUGUUGUAAGUCAUUAUAUAGUCAUCAUAAAUGGACAUCAAGAACAGACCUUUGGAAAUUUUCCAGAGAUCUACUGGGAUAGAAAACUAAAUCCAGGUUCUACGUACAACGUAACAAUUUAUGCAGUUAGUCAUGGAACAGUUUUUGGCUAUCCUUGGUAUGGAAGUAGGAAUAGCGAACCUGUUGUAGAUUGGAUAGAGAUAGAUCAAAUUUUAUUUCAUGGACAUACUUACAUGUCAUUUGGAGAAAGAGAUGAGGUACUAAAGGGAGAUGAAGUCAUCAGUCCAUAUCUUAAAAUUCCGACAAAAUUAUUUAUUGGGGAUGGAUCCCAUGAAGGAUUUAAUUACGUCGUUGUGGGUUCAAAUGGUGUAAUUGGACUUGGAGAAGAAUUCAACAAUUUUGCAAUAAAAGAAAUCAAUACUGAGGAGGUGAAAGAUAGACAAAUAAUUUGUCCAUUUUGGACAGAUCUGCUUACACUGAAAACCAAAGGCAGUAUUUACUACCGAACAUACCAAAGUGGAAAGGGUGCUGAGAAUGAUUUAUUUAUUGGAAAAGCGAACGACUUGAUUCGGCUACAGUUCAAAGAUUUUCCAGAGUUUAAGGCUACUUGGCUCCUCAAAGUAACGUGGGUAAACAUGACGUUGUUUGGAGACAGAUCUCAGGUUGAUAGUGUGACUUUCCAAUGUUUAUUAAUAACAAAUGGCGAGGAUACAUUCACGGUCAUAAAUCAUAUAGAUGUUGAUCUAAAACCAGUAUUGGAGAAGAAAAUUACCUUAGGCUAUCAAUAUAAAACCUUUUUUGUCAAAAACCCAUUUUCAAACAAAGAUGCUGCAUUCCAAAUGAGUGAAAACCCAGGAAACAGGGGGAUACGGGGGUUUUGGAUUUACAAAAUGACUACUGGAAUUCCCCCGAACAAAGACGAAAGAGAAUGUAACUAUUGGUACACAAAGAAUCUAAGAGAAAAAACCAACGGCCUAUUAUCCCCUGUGCUAAAUCAAAUUGAAUGUGCUUGUGAUAGCCGUCUGCUACGAUUUGACCCAAGAUAUGCUAUAAACAGAUUUGACAGAAAGAAUAGAGUUCUAUGCUUUGCAUCCAUGACAAUUGGAAGGAAUGCAGAAUGCUGUUAUAGGAUGCAUGGUUCAAUCAAUAGUUUAAGUACAUUAGAGAGGUCUAGACCUGUUGCUGGAACUCUGUUAAAGUAUAACCCAUUCUUUGAACGACAACUCUACAGUCAAAGUGACCUAAAACCCAAGGAGGCGUGUUGUAAUUCUGGACAUUGUGAUUGGUAUUAUGAAGUGCGUCCAAUUCCAUGGUGUUAUUGGAGGUCUCCGUUUCAACCCGGUGUAAAUUUUGGUGACCCACACAUUUUGACACUCGAUGGAAAAAAUUACACAUUUAAUGGAUACGGAGAAUAUACUAUGAUGAAAAUAAACAAGGAUUCUGUACGAUUUAAGUUUCAAGCUAGGACAGAUCUGGCAACAACAGCUAAUGGAACCACCACCAAUGCUACAAUAUUUAGCGCGUUUGUAGCAGAGGACCAAACCGGAUCAAAAGUGCAGAUAGAAAUGACUCGAGACAAGCAAAACAUGAUUAUAAAAGUUAAUGGGAGAGAUUUAACAAGAGACUUUGAAAAUGUCAACUACACCUUCCUCACUAGAAAUUUAUCAGUUCGAUGGGAAAACCAAACUAUAUCUGCCUCUUUUCUGGAUUCAUCAAUUAUUCUAAAAGUCAGUCUAGGUGUACGUUUUUUGAUUUCGGAAACAAUCGUUGAUAGAACGUACAUGGGAUUCACAAGAGGAUUGAUGGGGAAUUUUGACGGAGAUAUAAACAACGAUUUUAUCCUACCAAACGAAACUAUACUAGACAAAAAUGCAACAAAAACUGAAAGAGAUAUUUACUACAAAUUUGGUCAGCAAUGGCUGGUAAAUGAGGAAUCUAUAUUCCAUUACGAUAAAGGACUCACAAACAAAGACUUCUCCCAUCCUGAGUUUGAACCGCUUUUUUUGGACGAGACAAAUGAAGAGGCAUUGGAAAAUGCGAAGAAAAAAUGUGGAGUAAACCCAUCACAAGCCUGUAUUUUUGAUUAUCUGGCAACAGGAGAUAUUGCACUUGCUGGAUCAUCGGGGACAGAAGAAACAAUUUCCAUUUCUGAAAUCAAACUAAUUGAAAAUGAAACUCCGAGAAUAUCAGGGAACACCUCAGUUCAAGUUGAAGUCGGUAAAGUUGUUGAAUUGUGGUUUAAUGCUUCUGAUGACAGCAAAGAAAUGCCCAAAUACAAUAUUCUGAAAAGCCCUGAGGAUUUUUAUCUAAACACAACUUCCGGAGAAGCAAUGUGGACUCCAAAAAGUACAAAUAUAUCGGAAAUCAGUUUAAGUGUAGUGGAUGAACUAGGAGCCGAAUCACCCUCGCUGGAUGUCGAAAUUACUUUAUGCGGAGGCUGCCAAAAUGAAGGCCGUUGUGACUAUCUCAAUGCAAAACUGACAGAAAAUGACCGAUUCAAAUUAGCUUUGUGUGAUUGCGAAACUGGUUAUUCUGGCGACAAGUGUGAAAUAGAUACAAAUGGGUGCUUUGGUGGCCCGUGUCCAUUAGGAAGAAACUGCACUGAUCUCACCCCAGAAGAGGAGAAAAGACUUGGAAGAGCAUACAAUUGCUCAGACUGUCCUCCAGGGUUUGAAGAAGUUGGACACAAAUGUGAAGAUAUCAAUGAAUGUAGAAAUGGAAAUACAAGUGUUUGUGAUUUAACAUCGGAAACCUGUGAGAAUACGGAGGGGAGCUUCUUGUGUACAUGUAUUCCUGGAUACCGAAAAGAAAAUGAGACAUGUAGAGAUAUUGACGAAUGUUUGGAAUUAACGUCUGGGUGUGAGCAAAAAUGUGUAAAUAUUCUCGGUUCCUUUGUAUGUCAAUGUUUCCCAGGAUUUUCUUUAAACAAGGACAAUACUUCCUGCAAUAAAACCGAUGAAAAUCAAUGUAAAGACAUUUCCGUCAGCUGCGAAUAUGCAUGUAACACGACGACUGGAAGUUGCAUCUGUCCAAUAGGCUAUCAACUGCAUAAAAAUAACCAAAGUUGCAUAGAUGUAAAUGAAUGUGAAGCGACACCUUUCCCCUGUGAGCAAAACUGUAGCAAUAUUAAUGGUUCCUUCCAAUGUUUUUGUCGUCAAGGAUACGCCUUAAAUGCAGAUAAAGUUUCAUGUACCGAAUGCAAGGAACCAUAUUACGGGGAAAAUUGCAGUCAAAUAUGCACAUGUGGACCAGGUAUGGACAAGUGUAAUCCAGUAAGUGGGUGUGACUGUCUGGAAGGAUGGGCAGGAGAAACCUGCAGUGAUGACAUUGAUGAGUGUAAAUCAAACCAAUCAAUUUGUGGAUUUGACAAAGUCUGUCAAAAUCUGGAAGGGUCCUACAUCUGUAAUUGUAGGGAGGGAUUCCAAAGAGUUGGAGAUAAUUGCGAAGACAUUGAUGAAUGUUCUGAUUUGAGCUUAAACGAUUGCCCGGAAAACACAGUUUGUAAAAAUCUUUAUGGAAAUUACACGUGCCUCUGCAAGGAAGGAUUUCAAAAGCAAGGUUCUGUCUGUGAAGAUGUAGAUGAGUGUACUCAAAAUAUCGAUGAUUGUUCUCAAAUAUGCUCUAACACCGAAGGAGGGUACAACUGCGAGUGUGAGUUUGGUUACUCCCUUCAAAAUGAUAGAAGGAAUUGCGAAAAAGUUUCUGAUAUAUGUACCUUGUUUCCGGAAUUGAAUUGCAGUUAUGGUUGCAUUCUGAGGCAAGAAUCAAGUUUAUAUAAUGGUUCUUGCUUUUGUAAAUCUGGAUUUGAACUUGAUAUCGACAACAGCACAUGCAAAGAUAUUGAUGAAUGUAAAAUGUUUGGAACAUGUGAACACAAUUGCACAAAUACAGAUGGUUCAUUUGAAUGCGGAUGUAACAUUGGACACACUUUGCAAAAUGAUGGAAAAUCAUGUGAAGUUUGCAUCGACGGAUUUUAUGGCGAUAAAUGCUUAAAAGAAUGUCGAUGCGGCCCAGGAUCUGAAAGAUGUGAUCACAUUAAUGGCUGUGUUUGUAAGACGGGGUGGACUGGAGAGUCAUGCAAUCAGGACAUCAAUGAGUGUAACAAUACAGUGAGUCCCUGCCCAGGAAGCAAUGAAACAUGCAUCAACAAUGAUGGUUCCUACACUUGUGUAUGCAAGGAUGGAUUUCAGAAUUCUACAAACGGAUGUAAAGAAUGUGAAAAUGGAUAUUAUGGAAGAGGUUGUGAUUUGCAAUGUUUAUGUGACACAAAUAAUACGGAUUCCUGCGACUCGAUGAACGGAUUCUGCAGCUGCAAGGAAGGAUGGGAGGGCACCUAUUGUUCCAACGAUAUCAAUGAAUGUCUGAACUCUUCUAUUUGUGGAAACAUUCCAUACUGUCUCAAUUUAAAUGGCUCUUUUUCUUGUCACUGUGAAGAUGGAUUUUUCCUUGAUGGCGGACUUUGUGUUGGUUGUCCCUUAAAAAAAUACGGCCAGAACUGUAGCAGUAUUUGUACAUGUGAAUUUAAUAAUACUCAGUCCUGUGAAAAACAAAAUGGGACAUGUAACUGCAAGGCGGGAUGGCAGGGUAAAAACUGUACAGAAGACAUACCAGAGUGUACAAACAAUCCAUACAUUUGCGGAAAUAAUUCAUCAUGUAAUGAGACACAAGGAUCAUACUCGUGUAUUUGUGAUAUUGGCUUUGAGAUGUCAUCGACACAAAAUUGUACAAAAUGCAGUGAUUUAACAUUUGGAGAUCAGUGCUCAGAAACAUGUUCCUGCAGUAUAGUUGGGACCAUCGAUUGUAAUGAUGUUACCGGAUUUUGCACAUGUAAAGAUGGUUGGAAUGGAACUAAUUGUGAGUUCACAAAUGAAUGUGAGACAGGAGCCAGCAAUUGUCAUAUGAAUGCUACGUGUUGGGACACGAUUGACAGCUAUAACUGUUCUUGUAAUAUAGGAUUCUAUGGAGAUGGCAUUAAUUGCACAGAAUGCAGUGAUACUACAUUUGGAGACCAAUGUUCCGAAACAUGUUCUUGCAAUGUGGUUGGAUCCAUCGAUUGUGAUGACAAAACCGGAUAUUGCACAUGUAAAGAUGGUUGGAAUGGAAGCAAAUGUGAAUUCACAAAUGAAUGCGAGGCAGGAGCCAACAACUGUCAUAAGAAUGCUUCUUGUCAGGACACGAAAGACAGCUACAACUGUUCCUGUAAUGUAGGAUUCUAUGGAGAUGGUGUCAAUUGUACAGAAUGCAGUGAUAAUACAUUUGGAAACCAAUGUUCCGAAACAUGUUCUUGUAAUGUGGUUGGUUUCAUCGAUUGUGAUGACAUAACAGGAUAUUGCACAUGUAAAGAUGGUUGGAAUGGAAACCACUGUGAAUUCACAAAUGAAUGCGAAGCAGGUGCCAACAACUGUCAUAAGAAUGCUUCUUGUCAGGACACGAAAGACAGCUACAACUGUUCUUGUAAUGUAGGAUUCUAUGGAGAUGGCAUUAAUUGCACAGAAUGCAGUGACACUACAUUUGGAGAUCAAUGUUCCGAAACAUGUUCUUGCAAUGUGGUUGGUUCCAUCGAUUGUGAUGACAUAACAGGAUAUUGCACAUGUAAAGAUGGUUGGAAUGGAAACCACUGUGAAUUCACAAAUGAAUGCGAGGCAGGUGCCAACAACUGUCAUAAGAAUGCUUCUUGUCAGGACACGAAAGACAGCUACAACUGUUCUUGUAAUGUGGGAUUCCAUGGAGAUGGCAUUCAUUGCACAGAAUGCAGUGACACUACAUUUGGAGAUCAAUGUUCCGAAACAUGUUCUUGCAAUGUGGUUGGUUCCAUCGAUUGUGAUGACAUAACAGGAUAUUGCACAUGUAAAGAUGGUUGGAAUGGAAGCAAUUGUGAAUUCACAAGUGAGUGCAAGACAGGAACCAACAACUGUCAUAAGAAUGCUUCUUGUCAGGACACGAAAGACAGCUACAACUGUUCUUGUAAUGAAGGAUUCUAUGGAGAUGGCAUUAAUUGUACUGAAUGCAGUGAUAUUACAUUUGGAGACCAGUGCUCAGAAACUUGUUCCUGUAAUAUGAUUGGUUCCAUCGAUUGUGAUGACAUAACAGGAUAUUGCACAUGUAAAGAUGGUUGGAAUGGAGCCAACUGUCAAUUCACAGAUGAGUGUAAUACAGGUGCCAACAACUGUCACAUGAAUGCCUCUUGUCAGGACACGUUAGACAGCUACAACUGUUCCUGUAAUGUUGGAUUCUAUGGAGGUGGCAUUAAUUGCACUGCCUGUGGUCCUAAAGCGUAUGGUAUGCAAUGUUCCAAACAAUGCCCAUGCAUCGCAGAAAACACUAAUGAUUGCAAUGACAUCACAGGAGCGUGUGUCUGUAAGGAUAAAUGGAAGGGAACAAAUUGUGAAGUCCAUGUAGACGACUGUUUGAAUGGAACUGCUGUUUGUGAUCCCACUACUCAGCAUUGUGUAUUACAAAUUGGAACGGACAGUUACUUCUGUUCUUGCCGUUAUGGACUUAAUGCGACUAGUGGAAUAUGUUUGUCUCCAAAGCCUCCAUACAUAACAAAUUCAAGAGAGGAAGUUAAAUUUAAAGCAGAAACCACACUCAUGGUUGAUGUCACCCAACAAGAAUUUGAAGAGAAAACAACAAAUAUAACAGAUAAUGUUUUUCAGAUGCUUGAAGACCAUUUUAAAAAAACAAUGCGUGGUUUCAAGUCUCUUAUUAUUUUAUCUUUAAGCCUUGGAAGCCUUAAUGUUGAAUAUGAAGUUGUUGUUUACAAGAACACGUCUUCAGGAGAACAAACAAGUGAAUAUGUCAAGGCUUCAAAGGAAUUGUUGAGUAAAUCAGUAAUAAUCGAAUCCUUAGGAAAAAACGCCUCGGUAUCCUCCGUAAAAAUGUCCAAUGAAAACGGAAAGGAUAUUGUACUGAACACGUCAAGCAGUCAGUGCGCUGUCUUACAGCAUCUUUAUCCUUGCUCUGAUGGACAGGACUGUGUAGAAACCUCAGGGGUAGCCAUGUGUUUAGGGAGAAAAAAAGAAAACGAAAAUUUAAGCCUAAUCUUAGGAUUAGGCAUUGGGAUACCGUUCCUUCUUGCAGCUCUAGCAAUAAUGGCCAUUGUUUAUGUAUACUGUCAACGACGAUCACAAAAGAGAAAUGAAUCAAACCAAUGUGAUUUGAAUAGAUCAUCGAUUCCUGUACGCUAUGGAAGCUGGGGUCCAAAAAGCAUGUUCUAUCCGUGGAUGCACGAAACUGAAGAAAGAAAAGCCCUCCACAGCCAAGUAGUAGUGUCUCCAUAUGAGAGGAACGUUCCGCAAGUAAAUAACAAAAUAGUCAGUAAAACCAAAGCCACCAUAUAUAAAAAUCACAUCUGGAAUGGGUAA